AUGGACACCUCCUCUCCACUCACUGACAUCUCAGAUACCACUAUCAAGUCUCAUGAUACCCCAGGUGACUCGAAUAUAUCGGACCAAAUCGUCAUAGCUUCUCUCAACGUUUAUGACAAACUACCACAACAUGGCAAACCCAUAAACCGAAGUAACGGUGUGGUGGAAUGGACCAUCCUCUCUUCCAUCUGUCUUGUGUUUCCUCCAACACAACUUGGCCCAAAUGGAAAUAGAAGAGUGCUGCCUGUAUCAAUAGGCACAGGUGUCAAAUGCUUAUCUUUUGAUAAACUACCCCCGGCGGGGGAUAUAAUCCAUGAUUCUCAUGCUGAGAUUCUGGCUAGAAGGGGGUUUAUGAGAUGGCUUGUAUUGGAAGCGGAGCGAUUGAGUGAGGGUGGGAUAUCGGAGGUUUUGGUAUGGAAUGAAGUUGACGGGAAGUUUGGAAUGAAAGAUGGGGUAGAGGUGUGGAUGUACGUUUCUGCUUUACCUUGUGGAGAUGCCUCAACACUUCACACAGCACUUCAUCAACCACCCGAAAUGGCAACCCUCAAAUCUCUCGCCCCUCUUCCCCCCAUGACAGGCACUUCGAGAGGUAGAAACGGUUAUACCUCCUUCGGAACCCUUCGUACAAAACCUGGAAGAGCUGAUUCCAUACCGACGAUCAGUAUGUCUUGUUCUGAUAAAAUGGCUUCUUGGUGUAUCUUGGGAUUACAAGGUGCUUUGCUUUCGUCUCUCUUCCAACCUGUAUAUAUCGAUCAUGUGGUUGUAGGGGGUACAGAACCUCCUCUCCAUCGGAACGGGGAUGAGGAAUGGGAGGGUAAAAUCAGAGCAGAGGUGGAGAGGGCUUUAUAUGGUCGUUUGGAAUGUAUAGCAAAUGAUCUCCGACCUCCCUACACUCUACGCCGACCGAAGAUACAUCUCACAGCCAUCAAAUUCCCUUCUGGCAAACCUUUUGCCAACGCUUCAACCACCCAGGCAGUCCCAAGUAGCAAUAGCAUCUCUUACAUCCUUGAUCUAGGUCAGGAAGUCUUGGUUAAUGGUUCAAGACAAGGAGCCAUCUGGCGAUCACCUGGAAAUAUACCUCUUGCUGAAAAAGUCAGAUCAAGAAUAUGUAAAUUGGAGUUUUAUAGGGCGUACCAAAAACUGAGGCUGAUAGACAGUCUGUCCACACAAGAAACGUAUCAUGCGUUCAAACAGUCUCAGAAGGAUUAUCAAGAUGCCAAGAAGAUAUUACGCGGAAUUCCAGAGAGGUUGGUAGGGAAGGACGGACCGUUCAAGAGAUGUGAAGGUAUUUUGGUUACUUCGGGAGGGACACCUUUCUCAGGAUGGUUAGUCAGUGGGGAAUCAUAUGAGGGUUUUCGUCUUGAUUAG
Molecule: messenger RNA, 1368 nt
Organism: Tremella mesenterica DSM 1558
Lineage: Eukaryota; Fungi; Basidiomycota; Tremellomycetes; Tremellales; Tremellaceae
Exons: 5
Coding region: 1-1368 (455 amino acids)
Biological process (GO): adenosine to inosine editing; RNA processing
Cellular component (GO): cytoplasm; nucleolus
Molecular function (GO): tRNA-specific adenosine deaminase activity; double-stranded RNA binding; double-stranded RNA adenosine deaminase activity
Source: RefSeq, a predicted model, not a curated record